Nilaparvata lugens (brown planthopper) is the source of this 2138-nucleotide messenger RNA. Its product is annotated as lipase 1. The coding region runs from base 766 to 1761 and encodes 331 amino acids. The transcript has 8 exons. Lineage: Eukaryota; Metazoa; Arthropoda; Insecta; Hemiptera; Delphacidae. The record is from RefSeq and is a predicted model, not a curated record.
AUGGACCUCUGUACACCUCACAAGGUCAUCUGACAAAAACGCAUGCAAAAUUGAUGUAUUCUGUAACGUGUUUUUAACAUGUUUCGAGAAUAGAUAAUAAUCUCAUCUUGGAUAUAAAUCUUUCAGUUUUGAUCUGCUAUCGUAUAGAGUUCUAGUCUCGCUUAGAUUGUUUGGUUUUUAUCUAGCAAUAAUUUGCGGGAGUGAUUGAGGGUACUGCAGCAAAUAUUCUGUGAAAUAUUAAUCAAAUUUCACAAGUAUUGUGUUGAGUAUUCUACACACAAUAUUGAUGAAAAAUUAGUAUUGUACAGUGAAUAAUAAUAUUUUGCAUUGAUCUACGGUAGCCUAUUCUGUGAGUAAAUCAAAUCAGUUCCAAUCAAAUCUUGAUAUUGUUAAUCAAUAACAAUAUUUUGAGUGGACUAUCGAUGAGUUAAUUGAACUGUAGGCUGGUGGGUUAAUCUCAAAAUUUUGAACAAAUCACGAUAUUUGUUGAAUAGUUUGAGUGCAGUGUCGUCAUGAGGUAUUUUUGGAUAUAAAAUCAUCGUGGGUUUAACUAUUGGAUUGGUACUUCUUAGCACCAGUAGCUGUCAGCAAAUAACUAGAACCUCGGCAGACAGGAUCAGUUCAGCCGGCUUCACACCGGAAGUGCACAAAGUGGCAACACUGGAUGGAUAUGUGCUGACACUAUUCCGCAUUGUGACGUCAUCAAGUAAUAAGACCAUAGAUCAGCAGCGCAAUCAUCCAGUGCUGAUUCAGCAUGGUUUGCUCAUGUCGUCUGAUUGCUUCCUCGUUGAUACCGAUGGAUUAGGUUUUGUACUAGCUCGAGACAACUGGGAUGUGUGGCUUGGGAAUAUUAGAGGAAAUUAUUACAGUAGAGCACAUAACAGAAUAUCACCUAACAGCUCUGAGUUUUGGAACUACAGUUGGCACGACAUGGGCCAGAAAGAUAUAACCGCCAUGAUUGAUUACAUACUCAAUAAAACUGGAAAACCGCAACUGAACUACAUCGGCCACUCAAUGGGAACCACAAUGUUCUAUGUGAUGGCAUCCACUAUGCCCAGCUACAACAAGAAGAUCAACACCAUGAUAAGUUUGGCUCCAAUCGGCAGAAUGACUAAAUGGAACUUUGUACUCAAUAACUCGACUUACAUUUACCAGUACACACAUGAUUACACUAUGAAAAAUAUUCGCCAAAAAAAGGUUGAAGUUCUGCCUAGAGGAGAGUUUAAAGGAAUGUCCAAGCAUCAAAUUCUAAUGGAAGAUUUGGACACCUACUUCAGGACUACAUUUGAGAUUGUAACUUGGUUUGUUAAUUCAGUGACUGGUGAAGACAUAUUUCCAGACGGUACUUCUACCAGAAACUUACUACAUUAUCUUCAAAAUAUUGGAUCAGGAACAUUUCAAAGGUUUGAUUACGGUUCACGUGAGAGGAACAUGAAGGCUUGGGGACAUGAAGCUCCAACACCAUACAAUUUAAACAACAUUAAAGCGCCUGUAGCCGUGUUUUACGCAGUAGCAGAUGAAUUCGCGUCCGAAAAAGACGCGGAGUAUAUGAUUUCAAAAUUGCCAAACGUUGUGAUGAAAAUGAAAAUUUCAGCUAUGCGAUUUGGACACGGUGAUUUCUGCUUCACUACUGCCAAAGAGAACCUCAGCAUGCGUCGAAAGAUGCACGCCUCCAUUUUGAAUCUAUUGAAACAGCGAGAUGAACAAAGUGUUGCCAAAAAAUCUUGUCAGAACAAGAAAGAUUGUGAUCCAAAAUCGUAACUUUAUUGUCCGAAAAAUCUGGGAAAAUUCAGUGAAAUUCGAGAUUUAGGCCUGUAUUUCAAUUUUAUUUUCACUAAAAUAAGUACCGUAGGUCUAUGUUGCAAUUUUUAUAAUGCCUGAUGAAACAAGAAUAAAUCAUAGGGAUUCACAAUCAUAACGUUGUCAAGAAAUAAUCUGGGAAAUCUCAAUAACUUUUGAGGUUUCAGCCUGCAUUUCAAAAUUGUAGGUUCACUGAAAUAAGUGGGCUACAACGUCUAUCAAAACUAGAUUAUUUUGUAAUGUAAGGACACAAGGAAUGAUCCUAUAGUGAGGUCCACGUUAUAGUGGCAGUGAAGAAAGAUAGGAAAACAACGUUGCCGAUCCUCAGUUUUGCAAUG